This is a messenger RNA of Coregonus sp. 'balchen', 11793 nucleotides long. The record is from the annotation of a GenBank genome assembly. NCBI's taxonomy places the organism in Eukaryota, Metazoa, Chordata, Actinopteri, Salmoniformes, Salmonidae.
AUUUAAUUUGACUGAAUACCUCAGUUGACUAUUGGGAGGUGAAUACUGCGUCUGGGGACUUCACUUCGCCGCACUAGUACGGCAACCUGAUUGACAAACAUCACCAACGCCCAUUAACUGGAUAUAGGAAAUGAAUCGAGUCGUGGAAAGAGUCUCUUUCUCAGAUAAUUGAGAAAAUAUACACCCUGCUCAGCGCGCUCCUCGUGUAAUAGCGCAGACUCGACUGCUCAGUAGGGGCUCGUGAUUUCAGACUAGAGCUGUCUCUAUUGUAUGACUCUCAUUCUGCUCCUUUUGGAUUUUUCUUUUCGCCUCGCUUUCUUCACUUCGACUACCGGUAGCCUAUCUGUUCUGCGCUCUCAUCUCUACUGUCCAUUUGCGUCCAUCCAAAAUGGCAACACGAAUCGAUAAAGAGGCUUGCAGGGAAGCUUAUAACCUCGUCAGAGACGAUAACACGGAGAUAAACUGGUGAGUGUGGUGAAAUUAGUUGUGCAUAGGCAAUUGUGGGCAUCUGAGAGUUUACACAGCAUCCUAAAAAUAUAUAUAUUUUUAUAAAAUAUAUAACAAUGUAUGGAUAAUCAAACUGCGCACUUCUCAUUCAUUCAUCCAGUGUUUAAUUUGAUUAAAAUUGUUUCUAUCCUCGCCAUAAAUUACCUCUCUUGGUCUAAUAAAUCAGGAUACCGGGGCAUGACGAAUUCAUUUUGCCUAUCCAAGAGGUACAGUGAUAAUGACACGUAUAUGUUGACACAAAACCGGACACGUCUGCCCUCAUUUGACAGAUCGGUUUUUGAAUUAAUAGCCUACUCACCCUGGUCGCCACUAGAUACAUUGUAAUCCUAUCCGAUAGAUGUCGGAUGAUGGAAGUGGACACGCAUUAGUGGAGUAGACUGGCAUGGAGGAUUACCGAUUUUAUUGACAGACAGGGUCUGAAUAUUCCAUUUGAGAUUACUGUAAGGUUAGUGCAUUUUAAUUCAUUCAUUUAUUGUACCUUUUAUGUUAUUUUAGGGCAGCGUUUAAAUAUGAGGGCCAUAUGAUUGUGCCGGCGGGCCAGGGGACUGAUUAUGAAGAAUUCAAGAGUCAGUGCACAGGUAAGGCCUGGAUUUCAUUCAUUUUUGCGUUUAUGCGGUUCUUUCAAAUAGGCGGCAAUGGUCCUGAGUAAUGGCAACAGCGCUGUAAUAACCUAUAAACCACACACAUUUUAACGAUUUGUUGCCAUGUCAGUCAGUAGUGCUCAUUGAGUUGUUGGAAACUUAUAUUAUCUGAAAUGUUGUUGCUUGUAAAGUAGUAAAGAAUGUCAGCGCUUGAAGGAACUUCGGAUUUGUGACUCCCUGUAGCCUACAAGAGCAAUAAUCUUAUAAAACUCUGUCCUCUAUUGGACGUCAGUAUGCUACUUAAUCCAGAAGUACUGCGACCUAGUUAACAUUUAAUAGCCUAUCUGUCCCGUGACUUCAUACGGAAGUAGGCCUUUCUGGGUUCUUAAAAAGUGUGAACUAUAUAGGUUUAUAAUAUUAGUAACAUUGAAAGUGUGUCCACUAUAUAGGACAUAGUAUAAAUGUGCCACCCCAGGGAGCAAAUCAUGCUGUCACCACCCUAUCAGCACACUUCCCUGACACUCUCAUCCCCUUAAUUAGAUACUUGAGUGUUGGGCGUGGCGCAUAUAAACUCCACCGUUGGUGCGCGCGCCUGUAUUGCACCUGGCUGUAGGCUGCUCCGGUUUAUUUAUGUUUCAGGGCAUAUAUUCCAGUGAUGAAAUUAUGAUUUGUUACGAUCUAGGCCUAUUACUGAUGUAUUACCCUUUUAAAAAGGAUAACUGAUGUAUUACUAUACUAACUACCCAAAUAGUACCCCUGGCUGUCCAAUACUACCAUUGUCUCUCCUCACUUUGAACCUUGUCUUUGCCCAGGGAAUAUUGUUGCUCUAAUCCUACUGUAUAAGAAGUUUAAUACAUUCUGAUGAGUCUGCUUUAACAGAAACUGUGAAAGUCUCAUCCUGUCUUUGAGGGCCACCGGCUGUUGCAGUCAAAAGUAGAUGAGUGAAUACUUCUAUGGGAAGGCUCAGUAAUUGCAUCUGUUGUUUAGAUAGACAUAGUGUGCUAAAAUAAACAUAUGUCUUUCUUAUCAACUAAAGGGCUAAACUAAAGCGUUCUAUUUGUCUUUUUGCUACAUGAUCAUAGUCUCAGUAGUGCAGCAGUUUUCUGGGCACUUGUGUUAACAGCGUUGUCAGCACAACUAAAAUGGAUGUCUUAGAGAGGGAAGAGAUAUUGAGCUCAGUCUGACAAACCAGAACGUUUACGACAGGGGAGUUCAGGCUUGAUACUCAGGAGUUAGCAGAAUUAGUGUUUUCUUUCAACAGUGUUAUAUGCUUAUUCAUUACUUGUCAGCCUUAACCGCUACCACAAUGGGACAAAUAUGUAAAUAAGCACAAAACAUUUGACAUUUUUUAUGAAUUUAAGUGCUAGAAACAUCUCAUUGUGGUCAUUAUACAGAGAAACAGUAUAGACCUGUGUGUGGUCUGGUGGAUAUCGUGGCUAAGUCAUGUGACAUGUAGGGGACAUGCUGGGUAGGUGUUGAAACUAACAAUGGCCUUUGUAACCAUGCUGAUAACAGUUUGAACACUGAUUCUUGUUCAUGCACAACAAAAGCCUUUAGAUGAAUGCUGCUUGUGAAGCUCUGCCAGGAAAAUCUCUAUCAGCAAGGCACAGGUAAACACAGAUAUCAUGCGUAGAUGGUACCGAUCAGUACAGAGGGAACCAAUGGGGCAUUAUUAAUGGUAAGGAAGGGCCAGGGCCCCGACCAGAGCAGAGUCAUGUCAUAAAUGUGUUAUUACUUUUACUAUAAUCUACUUUGAGAAAUGGUUUGGCACAUAUUUGGUGUGUUGGACUAUACAGUCGUGGUCAAAAGUUUUGAGAAUGACACAAGUAUUGGUCUUCACAAAGUUCGCUGCUUCAGUGUUAUGAGAAAUGUUACUAUGGUAUACUGAAGUAUAAUUACAAGCAUUCCAUAAGUGUCAAAGGCUUUUAUUGACAAUUACGUUAAGUUUAUGCAAAGAGUCAAUAUUUGCAGUGUUGACCCUUCUUUUUCAAGAUCGCUGCAAUUCGCCCUGGCAUGCUGUCAAUUAACUUCUGGGCCACAUCCUGACUGAUGGCAGCCCAUUCUUGCAUAAUCAAUGCUAGGAGAUUGUCAGAAUUUGUGGGUUUUUGUUUGUCCACCCACCUCUUGAGGAUCGACCACAAGUUCUCAAUGGGAUUAAGGUCUGGGGAGUUUCCUGGCCAUGGACCCAAAAUGUCGAUGUUUUGUUCCCCGAGCCACUUAGUUAUCACUUUUGCCUUAUGGCAAGGUGCUCCAUCAUGCUGGAAAAGGCAUUGGUCGUCACCAAACUGUUCUUCGAUGGUUGGGAGAAGUUACUCUCGGAGGAUGUGUUGGUACCAUUCUUUAUUCAUGGCUGUGUUCUUAGGCAAAAUUGUGAGUGAGCCCACUCCCUUGGCUGAGAAGCAACCCCACACAUGAAUGGUCUCAGAAUGCUUUACUGUUGGCAUGACACAGGACUGAUGGUAGCGCUCACCUUGUCUUCUCCGGACAAGGUGUUUUCCGGAUGCCCCAAACAAUCGGAAAGGGGAUUCAUCAGAGGAAAUGACUUUACCCCAGUCCUCAGCAGUCCAAUCCCUGUACCUUUUGCAGAAUAUCAGUCUGUCCCUGAUGUUUUUCCUGGAGAGAAGUGGCUUCUUUGCUGCCCUUCUUGACACCAGGCCAUCCUCCAAAAGUAUUCGCCUCACUGUAUGUGCAGAUGCACUCACACCUGCCUGCUGCCAUUCCUGAGCAAGCUCUGCACUGGUGGUGCCCCGAUCCCGCAGCUGAAUCAACUUUAGGAGACUGUCCUGGCGCUUGCUGGACUCUCUUGGGCACCCUGAUGCCUUCUUCACAACAAUUGAACCUCUCUCCUUGAAGUUCUUGAUGAUCCGAUAAAUGGUUGAUUUAGGUGCAUUCUUACUAGCAGCAAUAUCCUUGCCUGUGAAGCCCUUUUUGUGCAAAGCAAUAAUGACGGCACAUGUUUCCUUGCAGGUAACCAUGGUUAACAGAGGAAGAACAAUGAUUUCAAGCACCACCCUCCUUUUAAAGCUUCCAGACUGUUGUUCUAACUCAAUCAGCAUGACAGAGUGAUCUCCAGCCUUGUCCUCAUCAACACUCUCACCUGUGUUAACGAGAGAAUCACUGACAUGAUGGCAGCUGGUCCUUUUGUGGCAGGGCUGAAAUUGGAUUUUUUUGGGAUUAAGUUCAUUUUCAUGGCAAAGAGGGACUUUGCAAUUAAUUGCAAUUCAUCUGAUCACUCGGAGGCAUCAAAACUGAGGCAUCAAAACUGAGGCAGCAGACUUUGUGAAAAUUAGUAUUUGUGUCAUUCUCAAAACUUUUGACCACGACUGUACAGAAAACCCCCCAGCUCUAUUCCAAGACAAUGCAGCUGGUGAUGUAGGUGAACAUGUGAUGUGAAUGUGUGUUUUAGUGUGUUUGUGUGAGAGAGACAGAGAGUGAAAGAGUGAACCCACAAUCACUGCCUCCCCAGUCCCCUCGGUAUUGCUCACAACUCCAGCCCCCUUUUAUUAAGUCUGUUGACCUGAAUACCUCCCCCUGUCUCUCGUACUCACAGAUUUAUCCCACUUUUGGAUUUGGUGCUUGGCCAAGGCAGUGUCACCAUAACAAGCCAAAACUCCCCGCCUGUAUUCAUACUUCUUACAGCAGCAUAGAAAAACUCUCACAGGAAUCAGGCCUUGCCAAUUGCUGGCACAAAACAUGGACAUGGUGACAAAUCCAUUUCUCUAACAACUAUACUGUAAUUAUCUGUCAUGAGGCAGCUGGGAAUGGAAAUGUUCUGCUGUGUCAUCAGCCUCUCUGCAUGUUUCUGCUUGUCUGAUGGUCAGUCUCAUCUCUGACUCUCUCUCUCUCUCUCAGAUGAUGUGCGUCUCUUUGGCUUUGUGCGGAUCACAACGGGUGACGCCAUGAGCAAGCGGGCCAAGUUCACCCUCAUCACCUGGAUAGGGGAAAACGUGAGCGGCCUGCAGCGUGCCAAGAUCAGCACUGACAAGACACUGGUGAAAGAUAUUGUCCAGGUUAGGGACUCUCUGUUCUCACACAUACUCACAUGAUUCCUUCACAAAUAUCAAAUAUUUAUGUUCUGUUAAAAUAUAGUAAAUUAAAUGGCAAAUAAAGUAUAACACAAUUUUGUACCUGUGCCAUCUCUCUAGCUUCGUUUGUCUUUUUUGAAGAGUCUUUCUCUUACAUUCCUCUCUCUAUCAACCCCCCCCCCCCCCCUGUUUGUGUCCUGCAGAACUUUGCCAAGGAGUUCAUGAUCAGUGAUCCUCGUGAGCUGGAAGAGGACUACAUUCGCACCGAGCUGAAGAAGGCGGGCGGGGCCAACUAUGACGCCCAGGGAGAGUAGAACAGAGUCCAUCAGGGCGGGGCAGGGGAGGGGCUGCUACCUUUUGGGGGAGGGAGGGGUCUUCAUGCCUGGAUGAGAGAGUGACGGGGAUAUAUACACACACACGUACAGACACGCAGACACAUUAACACACAGCAACACACACACUCUCACAAAAAAGCAUGUUGAGACACACUCAGACAUAUAUGCCUACAGUCCUAUCCUCAGCCCUCUCACCUGUCAGGUCAUGGAUUAUUAUCUACUGUACUGUGCAUCAUCUCAGUCUCAUCUCAGCUGCGGCACAACGUUAAGAACUCUCUCAAUCUAGGGGGCUGUGUUUGUGUUACAACUGGAAAAGUCACAUUACUGUACUGUUUGUCAGAACAAGGGCAGAGGGAUUCGCUUUGCCUCUAUCUGAUUUGACUUGUCAUCAUUGUGCUUUUACUGUAUACUUCUGUGGUUGUAGUCCAAACAUGCAUCCUUGGUCAAUAGAGGUCCUUCCUGCCCAGCGUUUCUCAUCUCCCAAUCCACCCCCAAGGUAUAUACCCCGCUGUGUUUACUGCCUUAAUCUCCCAUGGAGAGAGGGGCAUCAUGGGAGGCGUGUGUGUUUUUGGAUACUACACUGUGAUUGGCUAUCCUCCACUCAUGGGGGUGGGACUAUGAUUUUCCUAUGGCCCACAAACCAAUGGGACAGGGCUGUAGCACUUUCAGUCAGCCCAACCCAGGAGCAGCCAUUUCUCUAGUGUAGCCUCUCUUUUUAUUUGGAUUAAACCCCCAAAAUGCAUUUUUUUCAACGAUUAUUUUUUAUUUUCUCUAACCUUUGAUUUAUUUUUGAGAGCAAUGUUAUCUAGGAGAUUUGAGGAGACUUUUAAAAACUGAACUGGGCACAUGACCAAUCAUUUCAGAAUAAAAAAAAUGUUUUUUCAAGCUCGCUGGUCUCUUUGUUUGUGUCUAAAGCUCUCAUUUACAUGGACAGGAGGGCUCUUUGGGUGAUGUGAGAAUAAGGUAAAUUAGUUUUGUGGUGGUUGUGAGACUCAGUGGGGCAGUGAUGUAAUGGAAGCCCUUGGCAUUGUGCCACUCUAGUCCAGAGUACACAUAGUAACUGGGCUUGUUUGAGUGGUAAUGUGAAAGCAACUGACUGUAGACAAAAGUCGAGGAGUGAAGUCGGGGGAGGUGCAUCUGCAACAGCUGAAAGUUAGACCCUGAUGUGGUUUUCCAACAGCAAGCCUCAGCGCAACAUGGCAGUGUUGUCAUUGUUUAUAAACAUAUUUUUUUAUAAUGUCAAAAUUAAUAGGUCUCUAACCCCCAUAUCACACACCACAAACUGAAAAUAAUGUGUGUACAUUGUACAAUCAAUUGGUGAGAGAGAGAGCCUUAAAUAUCACAUUAAUUUGUACAUAUCCACUGUAUACAUGAAUUGCGGCAAAGUUGGUUCCUGUUUCAGUCACGUCUUUGGUCACGUUUGCGUGGGUCAAACAAAAACACCCUAAUGAUUGGUUGACAAUAGAGCCUUUCACAAUGCAGGUGAUGCUGCAGGAUGAAGUUGGUGAAGAGCAAUUGCAGAAACUUGCAGUCAAUUCUUCAUGACCUUUGAUAACAUGAUUUUUGUAAAGUUCAUGCAGUCGGACAAUUCUUAUCCCCAUAAUGCAACACACUUUGAAAGGCGGUGACCAACGAUGGUCACCAACUUGACAAAAGUGAUCUACUCGAACGUGCCCACUGUCUCUGGGGGUUUAUGGGAGUAGCAUGUUGUCACAGUCACCACUUCUGUCAGACUCAACCAAUCACAGCCUCAGGGUGAGCUGUUCUGUUCUAAAGCUGGUCAAUAAGAACCCCUCCCUACUCCCACUCCCUCAAUCCCUCUGUUGACUAACCCCUCUUCUCCCCUCUCUCUCCAACCAUUUUCUUUUUGCCACUAUUCUCUCUCGCCACCCCCAUCCAUUCCCCCUUUCCCCCUCUCAGCCGGUAGUUUUGUUCAACAAAUGUGAACUCGACUGCCUAAUUACUUAAUCUAGUAAUCUAUAAGCCUCUUGCAGUCUGCUUUUAUGACAUCUAGUUCAGUUUGUAGUGGGUAAGAGAAUGAUAGAGUGGGUAUGACCCUAUGUGGAAUUUGAAUGCUAAUGUUUGUUUGUGUAGUUUGAGCGUUGAAUGUUGUUUAUCUCAGGUCAAUUUGGCUGCGUUUACACGGGCAGCCCAGUUCUGAUCUUUUUUCCACUAAUUGGUAUUUUGACCAAUCACAUCAGAUCGUUACACAUCAGAUCUUUUUCAGAGCUGAUCUGAUUGGUCAAAAGACCAAUUACUGAAAAAAAGAUCAGAAUUGGCCUGCCUGUGUAAACGCAGCCUUAAUAGCCUCCAGCAAAACUGGUUCAGGUCCAGACAUGGGGCCUGAGUGGUGAAGGGGAGGGAGAACAGGGGACUGAGAGACUAAUAGGUUACAGAGUUCUGGAAGAGGCUGUAGUCAGGUUAAGAUAAGGAUUCAGGGUUCAGUAUUGUCACAGUAAGGCCUACAGACUCCAAUAAUUGAGGAUGCAGGGUGAGAUUACAUCUUGUGUUUAUUGUGUUUGCUUUUAAGUAGAUGUGUGUGUGUACGGCGUGCGUUUAUGUUCAUGUGUGCGUAUAGUCCCCGAGUGGCGCAGUGGUCUAAGGCACUGCAUCGCAGUGCUAGCUAUCCUGGUUCGAAUCCAGGCUCUGUCGUAGCAGGCCGCGACCGGGAGACCUAUGGGGCGGCGCACAAUUGGCCAGCGUCGUCCAGGGUAGGGGAGGGAAUGGCCUGCAGGGAUGUAGCUCAGUUGGUAGAGCAUGGCGUUUGCAAUGCCAGGGUUGUGGGUUCAAUUCCCACGGGGGACCAGUAUGAAAAAUAAAAAAAUAAUGUAAGUCGCUCUGGAUAAGAGCGUCUGCUAAAUGACUUAAAUGUAAUGUGUGUGCUGAUGUGUGUGUGAUCUGGUUAGGGAUGUAUGUAUGUGUGUGUGUGUGUGUGUGACUUAGCCCAGUUGGAGCUGAGUGGAGGAUGGGUGAGAUGGUGUUGUCUUAGGGGACCAUAUUAAUUAGAUGAAUGACUUUAGGGGGUUAAUUUGCAUCCUUGUCACACUGGUGGACAGACUGCUUUCUGAAGCAGGAAGCACCAGUGACUUGGUUAAUAAAAAAGUGGUCAGAUGACGCUAAGCUACAGGACUGUUUUGCUAGCACAGACUGGAACAUGUUCCAGGAUUCUUCAGAUAGCAUUGAGGAGUACACCACAUCAGUCACUGGCUUCAUCAAUAAGUGCAUCGAUGACAUCGUCCCCACAGUGACCGUACAUACAUACCCCAACCAGAAGCCAUGGAUUACAGACAACAUCCGCACUGAGCUAAAGGGUAGAGCUGUCGCUUUCAAGGAGCGGGACUCUAACCCGGACGCUUAUAAGAAAUCCCGCUAUGCCCUCCGAUGAACCAUCAAAAAGGCAAAGAGUCAAUACAGGACUAAGAUUGAAUCGUACUACACCGACUGACGCUCAUAGGAUGUGGCAGGGCUUGAAAACUAUUACAGACUACAAAGGGAAGCACAGCUGCAAGCUGCCCAGUGACACAAGCCUACCAGACGAGCUAAACCACUUCUAUGCUCGCUUCGAGGCAAGCAACACUGAAGUAUGCAUGAGAGCACCAGCUGUUCCAGAUGACUAUGUGAUCACGCUCUCCGUAGCCGAUGUGAGUAAGACUUUUAAGCAGGUCAACAUUCACAAGGCCGCAGGGCCAGACGGAUUACCAGGACAUGUACUCCGAGCAUGUGCUGACCAACUGGCAAGUGUCUUCACUGACAUUUUCAACAUGUCCCUGACUGAGUCUGUAAUACCAACAUGUUUCAAGCAGACCACCAUAGUCCCCGUGCCCAAGGACACUAAGAUAACUUGCCUAAAUGACUACCGACCCGUAGCACUGACGUCUGUAGCCAUGAAGUGCUUUGAAAGGCUGGUCAUGGCUCACAUCAACACCAUUAUCCCAGAAUCCCUAGACCCACCCUAAUUUGCAUACCGCCCCAACAGAUCCACAGAUGAUGCAAUCUCUAUUGCACUCCACACUGCCCUUUCCCACCUGGACAAGAGGAACACCUACGUGAGAAUGCUGUUCAUUGACUACAGCUCAACGUUCAACACCAUAGUGCCCUCAAAGCUCAUCACUAAGCUAAGGAUCCUGGGACUAAACACCUCCCUCUGCAACUGGAUCCUGGACUUCCUGAUGGGCCGCCCCCAGGUGGUAAGGGUAGGUAACAACACAUCUGCCACGCUGAUCCUCAACACGGGGGCCCCUCAGGGGUGCGUGCUCAGUCCCCUCCUGUACUCCCUGUUCAACUCCCUCCAACACCAUCAUUAAGUUUGCCGACGACACAACAGUGGUAGGCCUGAUCACCGACAACGAUGAGACAGCCUAUAGGGAGGAGGUCAGAGACCUGGCCGUGUGGUGCCAGGAUAACAACCUAUCCCUCAACUUGACCAAGACAAAGGAGAUGAUUGUGGACUACAGGAAAAAGAAGAGGACCGAGCACGCUCCCAUUCUCAUCGAUGGGGCUGUAGUGGAGCAGGUUGAGAGCUUCAAGUUCCUUGGUGUCCACAUCACCAACAAACUAUCAUGGUCCAAACACACCAAGACAGUCGUGAAGAGGGCACAACAAAGCCUAUUCCCCUUCCGGAGACUGAAAAUAUUUGGCAUGGGUCCUCAGAUCCUCAAAAAGUUAUACAGCUGCACCAUUGAGAGCAUCCUGACUGGUUGCAUCACCGCCUGGUAUGGCAACUGCUCGGCCUCCGACCGCAAGGCACUACAGAGGGUAGUGCGUACGGCCCAGUACAUCACUGGGGCCAAGCUUCCUGCCAUCCAGGACCUCUAUACCAGGCGGUGUCAGUGGAAGGCCCUCAAAUUUGUCAAAGACUCCAGCCACCCUAGUCAUAGACUGUUCUCUCUGCUACCGCACGGCAAGCGGUACCGGAGUGCCAUGUCUAGGUCCAAAAGGCUUCUCAACAGCUUCUACACCCAAGCCAUAAGACUCCUGAACAGCUAAUCAUGGCUACCCAGACUAUUUGCACUGCCCCCCCACCACCACCCCAUCUUUUUACGCUGCUGCUACUCUGUUAAUUAUUUAUGCAUAGUCACUUUAACUCUGCCCACAUGUACAUAUUACCUCAACUACCUCAACUAGCCGGUGCCCCCGCACAUUGACUCUGCACCGGUACCCCCCUGUAUAUAGCCUCCCUCUGACAGCUCCACAGCUAGGCCAAAGGUAAAGCCAGCUUUUCUCCCCUGUGCUGUGGGAGUGUGUAACUAUACAUUACUUGCAUGUAAGCUAGAGAGAGAGGGAGUAAGUACAUCAGCAGAGGCUGGUGGGAGGAGCUAUAUGUGUUUGAUACUGUUCCAUUUAUUCCAUUCUAGCCAUUACAAUGAGCCCGUCCUCCUAUAGCCCCUCCCACCAGCCUCAUCUGAAGUACAUGUGUAUUAGAGUGAGGGAGAGUUGCUUAAUAAGUGAGUAUGCGAGUUCUGGGAGUAUUGUUCACUCUGGGAUUCACAAGGAAGUUCCUGCCAGCGAUACUCAGCUCCUUCCUGCAUUCCAGAGGCCUCCCAUUUCCAGCAUAUUUCAUAUCCCACACAUCACUGCAGAGUCAUGUGCUUGUUUGUGUGUCUGUGUCUACGUCAGUGAAUGUGUUUGAAUGCCUGUGUGAUCCAUCUUAUCCCAGCAAUGUUCUUCCACUCUGAGAGGGAGGCUUUUUCUGUUGUUCUUUUGUUGUCUUUGGCAAAAUAUAUAAUUCAAACCAGAUAUCACAUUUGACAAAAAAAACAAGAGAUGUAAAGAGUAUGGAGUCUGUUUUAACAUCUUGCCAAUAUCACUGAAAUGUAAUUGAACUGCAUUAUUCACUGCAGCAGUUGACAUUAUCAAUGUCCCUCCCUGGAUUCAAAGAAAAAGGACUCCCCCAGUCACUUAUCCAAAUAUCACAACAUGGGCUAACAGUGACUAGCACGGCUGGAUUGUGUACUUACGGGAUAUUUAACCAACCCCUUGCUGUGCAGAUGAUCUCAUCACUCUCUUCUAUCACAUCUCCUCAGGUGCAAGAGGGGGAAGGGGAGUAAGGGGGAGUGGUGGGCUGUGAGUAGGGAAUAGGGUUCAUGGGACUGAUGGGGUGAUUUUGGUUGGGGAGGGGGGAGAGUUUAGGGAGGAGAGAAAUUGGGGCGAGCAAGGGUGGUAUGGGGGGCCCUUUCAGCCUGUGUGAAUGGGAAAGGGAAUGUGAGUGUGAAUGGGUCAACUCUCAAUGCUCCUGUGUGCCACUCCAGCAUUGGCAUAGAGCGGCCAUUGUCAGGGUCUAAUGAGCUGAGCUGCACUCCAUCCACUCCAUCCAAAUUGAUGCAUCUAUCUGUCUCCUCAGUGCAG